AUUGUCUGAGUUGUAAAACACCGAUAGCGAACGUUUAAAACGCGUAUCGUGUAUUCACUAUGUAUCGAAACGGCUAUGUUGACAAUGUCGCAGCUUUAACGUGCUAAAUUAUGAACUCAAGUGAUUUGUCAACGGUUCGACACCGCGGAAGCGGGAGGGACAAGUCUUCUUUAAGUGAACACAAUUAUUGGAUAAAGACUAGUUAUGGGAAAGUUCAAAGAAAAGGUUGCCAUCGUAACAGCAUCGUCCGAUGGAAUGCCUCCCAAAAAGAAACAUGCAAGCGGCAGCAACAGCGCGUAACAGAAAUAGUGGAAUCAGCCGUGUCAGGGGAAGAGUCUACCUCCUCCAUCCAAAACCAAGAAGCCAGUCUUUAUCAACCACCCCCUUUUUCUUCUCUGGCCUGAUAAAGAUCGGAUUUGCUAUCGCUGAGCGACUUGCAUCGGAGGGUGCGUGCGUGAUGGUCAGUAGCAGGAAACACCAAAACGUGGACGGGGCAGUGCGCGAGCUGAAAGACAAGGGCUAUUACCACGUGUCGGGAAUGGUCUGCCACGUGGCGAAUAAAGAACACAGGUCGCGAAUGAUUGAAAAGACGGUGGAGGAGUUUGGUGGAAUCGAUUUCCUGGUAUCCAAUGCUGCUGUGAAUCCAAUCUUUGGUCCGAUCUUAGACUCGACCGAGGAGGCAUGGGAUAAGAUAUUUGACGUAAAUGUCAAGUCGACUUUCUUCCUCGUUAAAGAGGUCGUACCGUACAUGGUAAAGCGCGGAGGCGGCUCUAUAGUGAUCGUAUCGUCACAGGGUGGAUAUACCCCUUCUCAGUUGAUGGGCGCGUACUCGGUCAGCAAGACCGCCCUUCUCGGCCUGGUGAAAGCCCUGGUGCCUCAGCUCACCCAAAUGAAUAUCCGAGUGAACGCAAUCGCCCCUGGAGUCAUCAAGACGCGUUUCAGCGAAAAGCUCUGGAAAGGAAACAACGAGAUUUCAGAUAACUAUCUGAAUACUAUACCGUUGCGAAGGUUUGCAGAGGCGUACGAAUGCGCAGGUGCAGUGUCCUUCCUUUUGUCGGACGACGCAUCGUACGUCACCGGGGAAACAGUCGCAAUUUCCGGUGGAGUUUCUAACAGGCUGUGACAGUCAGUUAAUCUAGCAGGCUGUGACAGUCAGUAUAUGUACAUGGGCUUCGUCUGUACCAUGCGCUAUCCACAAUGUACUAUCUUUGACGUUUUCAUUACAUAAAUUUGGCUAAUA
This is a messenger RNA of Dreissena polymorpha, 1240 nucleotides long. RefSeq names its product dehydrogenase/reductase SDR family member 4-like. The transcript is spliced from 9 exons. The record is from RefSeq and is a predicted model, not a curated record. The coding region runs from base 251 to 1123 and encodes 290 amino acids. Lineage: Eukaryota; Metazoa; Mollusca; Bivalvia; Myida; Dreissenidae. Gene Ontology annotation, molecular function: carbonyl reductase (NADPH) activity.